CAGCAGUUACUCUGCAGCGAUGACGGAGCCCAAGUCGGUGUGCGUCUCGGUGGACGAGGUUGUCUCCAGUGGCAUGGAGGAGGCCGAGACGGACCUUCUGAAUGGACACCUAAAGAAAGUGGACAACAACCUCACGGAGGCGCAGCGCUUCUCCUCCCUGCCUCGGAGAGCAGCUGUGAACAUUGAAUUCAAGGACCUUUCCUACUCGGUUCCUGAAGGCCCGUGGUGGAGGAAGAAAGGAUACAAGACACUUCUGAAAGGAAUCUCAGGAAAAUUCAACAGUGGAGAGCUGGUAGCCAUCAUGGGCCCCUCAGGGGCCGGGAAGUCCACGCUCAUGAACAUCCUGGCUGGGUACAGAGAGACCGGCAUGAAGGGCGCAGUCCUCAUCAACGGCAUGCCCCGGGACCUGCGCUGCUUCCGGAAGGUGUCCUGCUACAUCAUGCAGGAUGACAUGCUCCUGCCACACCUCACCGUGCAGGAGGCUAUGAUGGUGUCUGCUCAUCUGAAGCUGCAGGAGAAGGACGAAGGCAGAAGGGAGAUGGUGAAGGAGAUCCUGACAGCCCUGGGCUUGCUGUCCUGUGCCAACACACGCACGGGGAGCCUGUCUGGUGGCCAGCGGAAACGCCUGGCCAUUGCCCUGGAGCUGGUCAACAACCCCCCGGUCAUGUUCUUUGAUGAGCCCACCAGUGGCCUGGACAGCGCCUCCUGCUUCCAGGUAGUGUCCCUGAUGAAAGGCCUCGCCCAGGGGGGGCGGUCCAUCGUGUGCACCAUCCACCAGCCCAGUGCCAAGCUCUUUGAGCUCUUCGACCAGCUGUACGUCCUAAGUCAAGGACAGUGUGUGUACCGCGGGAAGGUCUCAAACCUUGUGCCAUAUUUGAGGGACUUAGGACUUAACUGCCCCACCUACCACAACCCGGCCGACUUUGUCAUGGAGGUGGCCUCUGGGGAGUAUGGCGACCAGAACAGCCGCCUGGUGAGAGCCGUGCGGGAGGGCAUGUGCGACUCUGACUACAAGAGAGACCUCGGGGGCGAUGCCGAGGUGAACCCUUUCCUCUGGCACCGGUCCUCUGAAGAGGUAAAGCAGACAAAACGAUUGAAGGGGUUGAGAAAGGACUCCGCCUCCAUGGAGGGCUGCCACAGCUUCUCGGCCAGCUGCCUCACCCAGUUCUGCAUCCUCUUCAAAAGAACCUUCCUCAGCAUCAUGCGGGACUCGGUCCUGACGCACCUGCGCAUCACCUCACACAUCGGCAUUGGCCUGCUCAUCGGCCUGCUCUACUUGGGAAUCGGGAACGAAGCCAAGAAAGUCUUGAGCAACUCCGGCUUUCUUUUCUUCUCCAUGUUGUUCCUCAUGUUUGCCGCCCUCAUGCCCACCGUUCUGACCUUCCCCCUGGAGAUGGGCGUCUUCCUGCGGGAACACCUGAAUUACUGGUACAGCCUGAAGGCGUACUACCUAGCCAAGACCAUGGCCGAUGUCCCCUUCCAGAUCAUGUUCCCGGUGGCUUACUGCAGUAUCGUGUACUGGAUGACGUCACAGCCGUCUGACGCCGUGCGCUUCGUCCUGUUUGCCGCGCUGGGCACCAUGACGUCGCUGGUGGCCCAGUCCCUGGGGCUGCUGAUCGGGGCUGCCUCCACGUCGCUGCAGCCGGUGAGUCCCUCCCCUCAUGCCCAUGCUCACCUGCUCAGGUAUGGCUUUGAGGGUGUUAUCCUGUCCAUCUACGGCCUGGACCGGGAAGACCUGCACUGUGACAUCGAUGACACGUGCCACUUCCAGAAGUCGGAGGCCAUUCUGCGGGAGCUGGACGUGGAGAAUGCCAAGCUCUACCUGGACUUCAUCGUGCUGGGCAUCUUCUUCAUCUCCCUGCGCCUCAUCGCCUACUUUGUCCUGAGGUACAAAAUCCGGGCAGAGAGGUAAAGCACGCCGAUGCCACCAGGAGGCAAACCAGACACUGCGGCCACGGGACUGCUGAGCGACGGUGGCGUGCGCCGUGCCCGGGGACUCAGAGACCAUCCACCCAGCCUGGAAGCCAUGCAGCGUGGUGGCAACCAGGGCUCAUUGCUCUGCCUGACCGGGCUGAGUCUUCUCUCCUUUACCUUUUCUAGCUUGAACUAGGAAGAUGUAGGAAGGUUGGGAUUUUUGUUCUGUUCUGUUUUGUUUUGUUUUUAUGUGCAGAAUUCAGAAGACUGCCCCUGGGGCAGGACUUCAUACUGCAACACCGCUGGUGACAAGAGGCGUCCUUGGGAAGUCUCUCCUGGCACCCAGGCCUCCGCAGUCAGUCCCGCGUGGAUGGAGGGCCGUGGGCUGCUCCCGGGAGCUCGCGGGGGAGGGAGGGCCGGUCCUGGAGUAGACGUGACCGUGUAGAGACGCCUUCCAGUGACUUUGCUUCUCGCGAUUUCUUCUCAAUUUCACCUCUUUUCUGAGGAAGUCACUUUCUGAGCCAAAGUCGAUAAAUUUCACUUGUUUUUAAAAAGUUCUAUCUUUUUAGUAAUUGUUGAGGAGUAAUUCAGGGUAAAUAACACUUCGCUUAAAGCUAGACGGAGUUCGACCUAGCCACAGGGUGGCGCACUUUCAGGCAGCACUUGUGCACGGUUGGUGCGGGCUCCGGGUGGAGAGGUAGACGCCAUCAUGUGAGCCAUGCUCAGAUGGAGUCGAUUGAGAGUCUUAAGAGGAUACUGGCCAACUCUUUCAGGAGUUUUCCUUUCUCAUGUGCUUCUUUAGUUAUGCAAAAUCGCCUCCUUCUUCCUAGCUUUCUGACCACCUUCCUUUUGCUCAGAAUGUGCAGGAGAUCAGCCCCAGUGACUUAGGGGACCAUUUACCCUCCAUUCUGUCACAUCAGCUACCUCCACUGAGCCUGUGUCUGAGCGCUGGGCCACAGGGUGGCCGGGGCAGCGUGAGCCACAGUGGCCAGGAGGCGGACAGGCCGGUGGAGGUCACCUUUAGGAGAAUGCUGCCAUCUCCUACCACAAUACCGUUGUCCCAGAGUCGAGGUCUCUGGUGACAGAAUGUAUUUGUUUGUGAGCAGAUCCGUUGGCCUCUUUGAGUCUCAGCACUGGGUCACGUUCAAGGUGGUUCUAGCUUGGAGGUGUCCUUCUGGGCGUGCUUGGCUGUGUCCUGAGCAAGGGAAAGCUCUGCAUUUUCCUUCCACGUGGACUUGGUUUGAAAAUGCUCAGAGCUUCUUUUUUAUUUUGUUCAUUUUCAGAUUUUUUUUUUUUUUUUUUUAGUAAUCACAAUCGAAAUGCACAUUACAGAGUCAUGCUAAGUUCACAUGCUCUCUACAAACAUGGGGUUGGCCUUCUAGCUUCAGUUUAACCAGGGACAAACUUAGCCUUUAUAAAACAGUCGGCGCAGAGGCGGGCUGUGCGGUGAUGGCUGUGAGGAGAACAUGGCGGUGACCUCACCUCGGGGCCCCAUGCGUGGGCCCACACGGAACCGUCCAUGUGUCCAGGCCCGGGCAGGCAGCUUUGGUCAUGGCUCUGAUCAGGGCAGACUUGUAAGCCAGGAUCUACUAGGACUGUGCUGUGCGCGCUACCAUCCCUACUCCAAAGAUGGCUUCCCUGGCCCUGAGAGCGAGGGCUGCUUCUCAGCCUUUUCAGAAAAACCUAGAGAUGCUUCUAGGUGUCUGAGAUGUCUGAGGGCACCAGGUCCUCAGGAGCUCUGUCCUGGGCCUUCAUGCUUCCAUGGGUCCUGUUUCUACUCCAGAUGCAGUGUAGUUACCCUUGCACAGACAAGAGUGUGAUCAGAGGGGCGGAGCCUGGGGACACCAGGCCGAAGGCCGCUGGCAGACACGGUGACCCAGGGCUGUUUUUAAAGCAUGCUGACCAAAGCAGCUUGGGGUGGGGGCUGGAGGUUCCCCCCGUUCACACCCCGUGGGGCAGUGUUGCUCGCCGGCUCUGGUGGGCUAGAGAAGAGCCAGGGCUCUGCUGGGGGAGCUGCGUCCCGGCCCCGCUCCCCGCAUCGCACGCACGGGCCCGCCGCGUCUCCCCGGGCAGGGUGGACGGGACGCCGGUGUCGGCACCUCUACGUCCAUCAUUCCCUCUGCUUUCUAGUUUUCGGAGUUGUUAAAAUGCCUUACUCAGUGCCCCAAGGGAGCAAUCCUCGCUUGCUGCUUUUUCCCAACCUGGGGUCCAACCCCAAACCCCCCAGUUCCUCCCAGGGAACUUCGUAUUGUGAGGCUCUCCACCCACAGGAGGGCUUCAGCCUUGGGGGAGGCUGCACGGUCUCCAGGGUGGUUGGCACAGGCGCGUGGAGAUCCCCAAAUGCGGCUACGGGGCAGGAGAGAGCUCGACGCGCCGGGCCGCCCCGCGGCCUGCACCCAAGCCUCUGACUGCCUCGCCAUCUUCUACUCCUCCUCAAGUCCAUGGGGGAAUUGAGUGGCCAGUGGUCCCUCGGGGGGGGGGGGCAGUCCAGGACAGGGAUGGCCAGUGAACACUGCUUUUGUCCCCUUGAGUGGCAAUCAGGACCAGGGAAUGGAACAUAAAGCUUUGAGGGGAAAGGUCACCCCAGAAACCUGGAGCCUCUUUCAGAGCAGAAGCUGCCUCUGGGUGUCUCCAAAGGAAGAAAAAAGCCCUAUAGCAUUCAGCACCUUGUGCAUAGUUCCUUGUGGAAGGUUCUAGAUGCUGUGCUAGAUACCCUACAGGCUCCUCUGUUCAUUUACCCGCUCACCAGACCUCCACUGACCCACCCAAGCCUGGCUCCGGGCCCAUGCUCAGCCUUCGCGCUCUGCAUCUCACGGACAGACGGACAUGCGGCUCCGGUGGCGGGGCCCCACAGCCCACCAGGGGCCCCGAGCCAGGGAAGGGCACAGGGGACCCCAUUCCAAGAUCCACUGCAGUCCCUGAACUUUGGCUUGACUGAGCUGCCAGUGUUCAUCACACACACACAUGUUCUAGAAAAUUCUUUGGCAGGUGUGGCAGCUGUCCCGUUCCUUUCUCUGCCACCAGGCACGGAGGGAUGAGGAGGCGUCCCAGCCCUGCCCCCAGCUCCUCAGCGCCUGCGCUGGGUGUCGCUGGCUGGCCUAGUGGCCCCGGGCUGGACUCACCCCUGUGUCGGUGGCUGGUGUGAGCAUCCCGGGGACACGAGUAGAGCAGCGUGGCUCCGGGGAGAUGCGCAUCUGUGCAUGUGUGAAUCUCUACCCAUACAUCUGUCCACAUGGGCGCAAGGCCGCUCUGGGCAUGCGUGCUCGUGGUGUUAUUCAUCUCAGAAGCAUACCAGCAUCAACCUUCAUUGUCCUUCUCUCCAAGAAGGACAGAGAAUGUUCUUUCAUUUUGUGCCUGUGGUGCAGACCAUAGAAAUUGGGAUGGGCGCCUUUUGUCAAAUGCCAGCUGAAGUAGAACACGACGUAAGACAAUACCCAGCGGGGCCGAGGGGGGUGCAGAAUGCGUAUUCGAAGCUAGAGACUUUUAAGAAAUAAAGACUGCUAAUAAAGUAUUUUGUAUAAACCUUUUCCCCUGUGCUGCAAGGAUUGGCUUCCGU
Molecule: messenger RNA, 5470 nt
Organism: Dipodomys ordii (Ord's kangaroo rat)
Lineage: Eukaryota; Metazoa; Chordata; Mammalia; Rodentia; Heteromyidae
Gene: Abcg1
Product: ATP-binding cassette, sub-family G (WHITE), member 1
Exons: 13
Coding region: 20-1912 (630 amino acids)
Biological process (GO): cholesterol homeostasis
Cellular component (GO): plasma membrane
Molecular function (GO): ATP binding; ABC-type sterol transporter activity; ATP hydrolysis activity
Source: RefSeq, a predicted model, not a curated record